Molecule: messenger RNA, 1256 nt
Organism: Salvelinus namaycush (lake trout)
Lineage: Eukaryota; Metazoa; Chordata; Actinopteri; Salmoniformes; Salmonidae
Product: syntaxin-2-like
Exons: 11
Coding region: 232-1134 (300 amino acids)
Biological process (GO): synaptic vesicle fusion to presynaptic active zone membrane; intracellular protein transport; exocytosis
Cellular component (GO): synaptic vesicle; SNARE complex; plasma membrane
Molecular function (GO): SNAP receptor activity; SNARE binding
Source: RefSeq, a predicted model, not a curated record
GAACUCCACUCAAGCAGGCGUGGCCAAACGUCUCGCGGGUCUCUGAAAUUCGCCUUUUUGUUGAACGCUAACUAUUUUUUAAAUCAACAAACUGCUAAAAUGAAUAACGUUUUACUAUUAUCGUGAACAUUUAAACGGGAGGGGAAUUUAUAUGGUAUUUAAGUCUACUUACGGAGCUUUAGCAAAGUCGUUUUCACAUGCUCUGAACAAAUUAAUUGUUGAAAGGGCGUGAUGAGGGACCGCCUGGGCGAUUUGACAGCGAACAGCAACAAUAACCCCUUUAAUGUGGAUGAUGAUGGCACCAUCACAGUGGAUAACAAUUCCCACAGGGACGACUUCUUGAAACAGGUGGGGGAGGUGCGACGCCUCAUUGAUAAGAUCUCUUCCCAGGUAGAUGAAGUGGUGAAGAAACACAGCGCUAUCCUCUCUGCCCCCAACCCUGAGGAGAGCACCAAAGAUGAACUGGAGCAGCUCACCAAUGAAAUCAAGAGGAAUGCCAACACAGUGCGGGCCAAGUUAAAAACCAUGCAGAACAGCCUGCCUGAGGAUGAGAAUGCAAACGCAGCCUCUGUGGACCAGCGCAUCCAGACAAACCAGUACACACAUCUGAUGUGGUGGUUUGUGGAUGUCAUGACAGUGUACAACGAGACCCAGAUGUCCUUCAGGGAGAGGUGCAAAGGACGGAUUCAGAGACAGCUGGAGAUCACUGGGAAAGUGACCACUGAUGAGGAGCUGGAGGAGAUUCUGCACAGUGAAAAUCCUGCCAUCUUCACUUCUGAUAUAAUCUCCGACUCCCAGAUCACGCGCCAGGCUCUGAAUGAGAUCGAGUCUCGCCAUAAGGACAUCAUCCGCCUGGAGUCCAGCAUCAGGGAGCUCCACGAGAUGUUUGUUGACAUGGCCAUGCUGGUGGAGACUCAGGGGGAGAUGAUCAACAACAUAGAGAAGAACGUGAGCACUGCAGCCGAGUACAUCGGCGUGGCCAAAGUGGAAACCAAGAAGGCAGUGCGGUACCAGAAAGCGGCGCGCAGGAAGUAUGUCAUAAUUGCCAUAGUCGUGGUGAUCCUGCUUGCUGUAAUCGCACUUAUCGUUGGUUUGUCUCUGGGUCUAAAACUGCCCUCAACCGCACAGCCUUAGCUCUUCUUUUUCACAGAAAAUGCUUUAUCUUGCUAUCGGUGGGGUUGUUGGUGUCAUCGUUUUAGCCAUAAUUAUGGGGUUGAGUGUCUCGUAGUGAUUUGUCUAAGCCCCCCCCCCCCCCC